GGAUUUUGGAUUGGUUUCAUCUCAGAAGCUGACACCUAUCCCAUAAAUCUCUUAACGUGGCAACCCAAAAAAGAUGACGUGUUGGGUUUUAAGAGAUGUACGUAGCCUCUCUGCUUUAAGGUUUUUGUUUGAUUUCUGGGUGUGUGUAAAUGGAGGAAAAAAUGGCUGAUAUUCGGGAUGAGCAUGGCAACCCCAUUGAACUCACCGAUGAGCUUGGCAACCCGGUUGUGUUGACCGAUGAACAUGGCAACCCCAUGCGGCUCACCGGGGUCGCCACCAAGAUUGGCCCCACGCUCGGGUCGCUGUUGUGCAGUGGCCGUGACGAUGGUCCUAGCGGUGGUCAUGGCGAUGGCGAGCAGGAGCUGCUGCCACAUGAGGGGCAUGAUGAUGGUGGCCGUGUUCGCUCUACCACUUCUGGCUCUAGUUCGUUUGAUGAGGAGGAGGAGCAAAGCAAAAUGAGGAAGAAGGAGAAAAAGAAAGAUGAGUGUUAUUUCUCUCAGUUUGAUGAGGGCGACGAGAAAAAAAGGAAGAAGAAGAGUGAGAAGAAGAAAGGAUUCACCCAGAAAAUAAAAGAGAAACUAACUGGCAGGAGGCAUAAAGAGGAGCAGCCUCACACUCCUCACCCUCAGACCACCACGGCCACCGAAACCGCCGCUCCGACCUCCAUGGACCGGCCCACCGAGCACCUCAAGAGAGGCGCCGUGGAGAAGAUCAACGACGGCAGUGGCCACCAUACUCACUAAACAACUCAUACACAGCCAUGUCUAUAUCCAUCAUAUAAUAUGGACUGUAUUUUUCAUUCCAACUGAGAUCAUGUGGGAUGAAAAAUAGUGGAAUUUCAAUUCCCAUGAUUUUGGGAUUUUUUUUCCCUUUUUUUUGCUGUAUUUUGACAUUUUUAGAA
Molecule: messenger RNA, 901 nt
Organism: Momordica charantia (bitter melon)
Lineage: Eukaryota; Viridiplantae; Streptophyta; Magnoliopsida; Cucurbitales; Cucurbitaceae
Biological process (GO): response to abscisic acid; cold acclimation; response to water deprivation
Cellular component (GO): cytosol
Source: RefSeq, a predicted model, not a curated record